Molecule: messenger RNA, 5294 nt
Organism: Sarcophilus harrisii (Tasmanian devil)
Lineage: Eukaryota; Metazoa; Chordata; Mammalia; Dasyuromorphia; Dasyuridae
Gene: ZFAT
Product: zinc finger and AT-hook domain containing
Exons: 16
Coding region: 332-4090 (1252 amino acids)
Biological process (GO): regulation of DNA-templated transcription
Molecular function (GO): RNA polymerase II cis-regulatory region sequence-specific DNA binding; DNA-binding transcription factor activity, RNA polymerase II-specific
Source: RefSeq, a predicted model, not a curated record
GGAAAAGGGUACAGAGGAACCAGGAACUACAAUCAGGCAUGCGCACUAGGCUGGUCUCCCGCCGGAAAUACUCCUGGGACUUUCCAGCUCGCCCCCCCCUCCCUCACUUAAACUGAUGCAGACGCUCGGGACGCCGGCGUCAACGUCCCAAAGGGAGGAGGGCGAAGACUCCAUCCGCCAUGUUGAAUACCGCAGAUUCGCCAUAACCUCGCCAGCUCUUUUUAAAAAAAAAAUAAAAUUGGAAAACAAGUCGCUAGCGGAGAGUCCAGCCUUCCCACUCUGCACGGAAGGGACCCGACGUUAUUUUUUUUAGCUCCGAAGGGGCGUUGCUAUGGAGACGCAAGCUGCCGAGCAACAUUCCAUCUUCAUGUGUAAAUUUUGUAAUUUAUUCUCACCAAGUCAGUCGGAACUACUUUCACAUGCAUCUGCAAAGCACAAAGAAGAAGGAGUUAAUAUUGAUGAUAUCAUCAUUCCACUCAGGCCACUUACUACUACUGAAUCCACCAAUCAGCACAAAAGUGGAGAAGAGCUUUUGGUAGUGAAGAGAAAACGGGGAAGACCAAAAGGCUCAACUAAGAAGCUCUGUCCUGAUGAGGAAUCAACUGAAAAUACUAACUGCAGUCUAAAUGAAGAAAAUCAGCUGGCUUCCCCUGAAGGAAACAGCCUUCCUGAAGUUCCUGAAGUGGUGCCCAGCAACUUGGAAUGCAGUAAAUGUUGUCGGAAAUUCUCCAACACUCGCCAACUAAGAAAGCAUAUCUGCAUUAUUGUUUUGAAUAUAGAAGAGGAAGGUGAACCAGGUAAUGAUUCUGAAGUUGAACUUGAUAGGAAGGAGAAAGAAGAUGAGCGAGAAAAGGUACCUAAAAGAUCACGGACACAGAAGGCAGAGAAAGUCCAAAAAAUCUCAUCAGGAAAGGAGACAGUACAGUUAUCAGGAGCAAAAAAGCCCAUUAUAAGUGUGGUUUUGACAGCACAUGAAGCAAUUCCAGGUGCCACAAAGAUCGUCCCAGUUGAAGCAGGGCCACCAGAAACAGAAACAGACAAUAGCAAGGCCACCAUCCCUGAUCUAGCUCACCGGAGAGGGUACCAGGAAUAUGCGAUUCAACAAACACCAUACGAGCAGCCAAUGAAGUCAAGCAGGUUAGGUCCCACUCAGCUCAAAAUUUUCACUUGUGAAUACUGCAACAAAGUGUUCAAAUUUAAGCACUCCCUCCAGGCUCAUCUGAGAAUCCACACCAAUGAAAAACCUUAUAAGUGUUCUCACUGUAGCUAUGCCAGUGCCAUCAAAGCCAACCUCAACGUCCACCUCCGGAAGCACACGGGGGAGAAGUUCAGUUGUGAUUACUGCGUGUUCACCUGCCUGAGCAAAGGCCACCUCAAAGUUCACAUUGAGCGCGUCCACAAGAAGAUCAAACAGCACUGCCGCUUCUGCAAGAAGAAGUACUCAGACGUCAAAAAUCUCAUCAAGCACAUCAGGGACACUCAUGACCUCCAGGACAAGAAAGUGAAGGAUGCUUUUGACGAGCUCCGCCUGAUGACCCGGGAAGGCAAGAGGCAGCUUCUCUACGACUGUCACAUCUGUGAGCGCAAGUUCAAGAACGAGCUAGACCGUGACCGGCACAUGCUGGUCCACGGGGACGAGUGGCCCUUUGCCUGUGAGCUCUGUGGCCACGGGGCCACCAAGUACCAGGCCCUUGAGCUGCAUGUCCGCAAGCACCCCUUUGUGUAUGUCUGCUCUGUCUGCCUGAAGAAGUUUGUUAGCUCUAUACGCCUCCGCUCCCAUAUCCAAGAGGUGCAUGCAGCCUUACAGGAGGCUGUGGUUUUCAAUGACUCUAUCAAUCAGAGUUUCUGCCUUCUAGAACCUGGUGGUGACAUCCAGCAAGAAGCUGUUGGAGAUCAGCUGCCUCCAGCAGGAGGUGAAUUGGAGUUCCAGGCUGAAGGCCCACAAAAGGAAGCCACCAGCCCUGAGGAAACAAGCAAGGAAAAUGAAGGCAGGAGCAUCAGCCAUGUAGAACUCUCUGCCGCUGCUUCUCUGGACUUGGAGAUUCCUCAGGGAGUGGCAAAUGUAACGGUGCCAUCAAGUGAGCUGGCAACCGAAGUAGCAACCCCUGAACUCCAUUCACAGGUGGUUUCAGAAGAUUUUCUGCUGAAAAAUAAUACCUCCGAUCCUGCUGAGACUCAGGCCCCUUCUAAAAAUGACCUGCAAGACCAGCCUGGAAACUCAGCUAAUACUAUUCAGGGUGAAGAAAUAACACUACUGUUGCCCAGGGACAAAAAUUCUGAGCCAAAUCAGGAGAAUACCAGUACUGAGAACCCUGUAGCCGAAGGAGAAAAUAUAGUUGCCCUUUCCCUUACUGAACUGGAAGCGAGAAAGUCCCCUAAAACAAACCCAGCCCAAGCCACAGAACCUUCUUCAGCAGCCACCAGUAGUGAUUCACGUGUCAGUACCCAGCCUGAUUCUUCUACUACUCUGCCUUCAGAGCAUCAGACUAGAACUGCUGCAUUCAUGCAGGUCUUGAACAACUUACAAAAGAGACAGAUGAAUACCAGCAUGUGUGAGAAGAUCCGAAAGGUCUAUGGGGAUCUGGAGUGUGAAUAUUGUGGUAAACUUUUUUGGUAUCAGGUACAUUUUGAUAUGCAUGUCCGUACCCACACUCGAGAACAUCUGUAUUAUUGUUCCCAGUGUAAUUAUUCUUCUAUCACCAAAAACUGCCUUAAACGCCAUGUAAUUCAAAAACAUAGCAACAUCUUGCUGAAGUGUCCCACUGAAGGCUGUGACUAUUCAACUCCAGAUAAGUAUAAACUACAGGCGCAUCUUAAAGUUCACACUGAGUUGGACAAAAGGAGUUAUUCUUGCCCAGUAUGCCAAAAGUCAUUUUCAGAAGAUAGGUUGAUAAAAUCACACAUUAAGACAAACCAUCCUGAAGUCUCCAUGAGCACCAUCUCUGAGAUUCUUGGCAGAAGGGUUCAACUCAAAGGACUAAUUGGAAAGAGAGCUGUAAAGUGUCCAUAUUGUGACUUUUAUUUUAUGAAGAAUGGAUCAGAUCUUCAACGUCAUAUCUGGGCUCACGAAGGUGUGAAACCAUUCAAAUGUUCAUUAUGUGAGUAUGCUACUCGCAGCAAGAGUAACCUCAAGGCUCAUAUGAACAGGCACAGCACUGAGAAAACACAUCUGUGUGAUAUGUGUGGUAAGAAAUUCAAGUCAAAAGGAACACUGAAAAGCCACAAGCUCUUGCACACUGCUGAUGGUAAACAGUUUAAGUGUACAGUAUGUGACUACACAGCUGCUCAGAAGCCGCAGCUCCUACGCCACAUGGAACAGCACGCCUCCUUCAAGCCUUUCCGUUGUGCACAUUGUCAUUAUUCUUGCAAUAUAUCUGGUUCUCUGAAGAGACAUUACAAUAGGAAGCAUCCCAAUGAAGACUAUGUCAAUGUAGGAACUGGAGAACUUGCUGCUGAUGCCCUGAUACAGCAAGGUGGCAUAAAGUGUCCAGUUUGCAGCUUUGUUUAUGGUACUAAAUGGGAGUUCAAUAGGCAUUUGAAGAAUAAACAUGGGUUGAAAUUAGUGGAAAGUGAUGGUGACACUAAAUGGGAGCUAACAACAGAAAUUUCUGAGGAAUCAUCCACCCAGUACCUUCAUAUCACAGAAGCUGAAGAAGAUGUUCAAGGAACUCAGGCAGCUGUAGCAGCUCUACAGGACCUCAGAUAUACCUCAGAGAAUGGUGAAAGACUUGAUCCCACAGCUGUGAACAUCCUUCAGCAAAUUAUUGAGCUGGGAACAGAGACCCAUGAUGCUGCUGCCGUUGCCUCUGUGGUUGCCAUGGCACCAGGAACUGUGACAGUUGUGAAACAGGUGACCGAGGAGGAACAGAGCACCAACCACACCGUGAUGAUCCAGGAGACUCUCCAGCAAGCCUCGGUGGAGCUGGCUGAGCAACACCACCUGGUUGUGUCUGCUGAUGAUGUGGAAGGAAUUGAGACAGUGACCGUCUAUACCCAGGGGGGAGAAGCCUCUGAAUUCAUCGUCUAUGUGCAGGAGGCCCUGCAGCCGGUGGAAGAACAGACUAUAGAGCAUCCAGCCCAGGAUAUCUAGAGAACCAGGGGUUCACCCAUUUAGGGCCAAUUGAGACCUCCCAUUUUACCUGGAAGCCUAGGGGGGUGACGAGCCAGCAGUCACCUGACAGUGCCUCUCGUGGGUCCCUGGUGGAUGCAGAUUUGGAAAAUCGCCCAGCGCUUGCAACAUUUUCCACCUCCUUAUCCCCUCCUGCACCAGCAUUUCCUACAUGGUACUACUAGAAACUAGUCUGACUAUUGAUGAAUUAGUGACCCAUCUGCCUCUCUGGGCAGCUGCUUACUCCUCGCCUUGUAUAGCUUGCUUCUAAAAAGACUUAUGCACAAUACCCAUUUCCCCUCUGUGCCACCUAAAAGGGAACAAAAUGCUCAUUUUUAUUAUGAGAUGUAUUUUAAGAGAAAACUUUCAACCCAAAUCAGAAUCUGCCCAUAAUCUCCAAAUAAAUCCUCAGCCAGAUGGUAGAUCCCUGUAUAAUAAACCCAUUUUCUCUCCAGAGUUAUCAAAGAGAAGAUUCUCCUGUGGAGAGAGAACCACAAUACUAAGACAAAGUGACCUUAUGGAGAGAAGAUGAAUUUUGAAGAGCCUCAUUGAAGGGAAGGGGGAAUGGGGUGAGGGAGGGAAUGUUCCUAUUUUAUCCAUAAAGUUCCAGCUCAACUCAAGCAGAUCGGACAUUUUUAGCAAGUAAAUAGAGCACAGAGCAGAAUUACUCAACCUUUCACACCUACAAGUGUUUUUUCUAAUUCUUCUUCUUGAAAUUAUCUUGCUUCUUUCCUCUUUCUCCCUUCUUUUAAAUGCACCUUUAGAACUCCUAGCUAGUAGCAGCAGUGGUGGUGAGAAGGGUAAAUCAGGAAAGCAAUGUAAGUGGAUAAAUAUUUUUCUGGAUAUUUUCCUGUUUCUCAUUUAAAUCAUGGUAGCUUCAAUUUUAUACUUUAUGAUCCCAGUCUUAGAUUUUAGCAUCAAAUGCAAAUGGUACUUAUCCAUUUCCCAGAUACUUGAAAAGCAAUUCACUAUUAUUUUAUUUCUAUUAAAAAAUUCAGAUUUAUUGUUUUUGUUUUUUGGUUUUUUUUUUUUUUUUUUUUUUUUUUUUUUUAGGUUUAUAAUCUUUCUUUCUAGUUCCCUGUGCCCGGUACAUUAUUUGCUACCUCCAAAGGAAUGAAAAUGCACCUUUCUCUAACACUAUUUGAAAACAACAAUAAAUUGACUGUACAAAGACUUUGUUAUGCUU